This is a messenger RNA of Acanthocheilonema viteae, 1182 nucleotides long. NCBI's taxonomy places the organism in Eukaryota, Metazoa, Nematoda, Chromadorea, Rhabditida, Onchocercidae. The record is from the annotation of a GenBank genome assembly.
AUGGAUAAAGAAGCUUUCGUACAUUUUCUUGGAGGAGCUUUGGGUGGUACAGCUGGAACAGCUAUUACGUGUCCACUUGAGGUAGUUAAGACGCGACUGCAAAGCACAGAAUAUGCGUAUACAACAUUAUCCCACUCGCAUUCCGAAGGAACAUCAAAAGCUCGUAUACGGUUCCCUCAUCCACACAUUUUGCUAUGUCACAGUCGAAUGAGAACGUCUGCCAACAUUCCUCAAAAGCUGCGGUUAUGUUAUGUGCCGCCGACAUGUGCAGUUCAGCAAAAUGUGCAACUUUUCGCAAAGUCUGGUUUAUCUGUGCAGCAAAGCAGGAGCUUAUAUACUAUGUUCAAACAAAUUGUGGUAAAUGAAGGAUUCUCAGCUCUUUUCAAAGGAAUUGGUCCUAACCUUAUUGGUGUUGCACCUUCGAAAGCAGUUUAUUUUUGCACGUAUUCAAGUUGUAAACGAUUGCUAAACAGUUUGGAUAUUUUUGUCUCGAAUAGCGCUAUGAUACAUAUGUCUUCUGCAGCUACUAGUGGUUUCGUAGCUGCAACCGUCAUUAAUCCGGUUUGGUUGGUUAAAACGCGUUUACAGUUGCACAAAGGUCCACUAUCAGUAACGGAAUGCAUCAGACGAGUGUGGAGAACAGAUGGUUUUAAAGGUUUUUAUCGGGGAGUAACCGCAUCAUAUGUUGGAAUUUCUGAAACAGUAAUUCAGUUUGUAUUAUAUGAAGAAAUGAGAGCGUUGUUGUUGAAGUGGAAAUCAUCUUCUCGAGAGAGGAACAUGGAUGGGUUCAAGUGUUUAACAGAUUCAGAAACAAAUACGAAAAACUUAGAUGAAAAACUUCGUCUGAAACAAGAUGAAAAGCAGCUAUCAGCUGUAAAAAAAAUGUCCUUAACUGAAAAUGACAAUCGUGAAAUGAUUGAUUUCUUCCAUUUUAUGCUCGCUGGUGGGACGGCAAAGUUCUUCGCUUGUUCAUUGGCUUAUCCACAUGAAGUGGUACGUACCCGUAUGCGUGAAGAGAAUGCUAUAACCAAAGGAUUUUUGUCUACUCUAAAGUUUAUUUUGCGAGGAGAAGGAUUUUGGGCGCUUUAUCGGGGAUUGACUGUACAGCUUUUACGAACAGUCCCAAACACAGCAAUCACUAUGGGUACCUAUGAAUUGACAGUACAUGUAUUGCAUGGGUAA